UGACAUUUGAUUGUAUCUAUUACAGUAUUCACAAAUCACAGUAACAGUAAAUUCAGUUCAAGGCUACCUAUGUACUUUAUAAAUAAUUCGUGCUUAUCACUUUGUCUUGUACUCGUGUUUAGGCAACACAGUUCAUAAUCUUACUUAAGUAAGAAAUAACUUAAAAUGGCUCGUAUAAUAUCAUUAGAAGAAGUUAAAAAACACAGACGCAAGAGCAGUGUUUGGAUUAUAAUUCACAAUGAUGUGUACGAUGUUACGAACUUUUUAACAGAGCAUCCUGGUGGUGAGGAUUCUUUAUUGGAUGUUGCUGGUAAAGAUGGAAGCCGAGAAUUUGAGGAUGUGGGACAUAGUGAUGAUGCAAGAGAACUUUUAAAAAAGUAUAAAAUAGGAUCCCUGAACCCUGAAGAUAGGAUCAGUGUUGUCUUACCAUGCUCAAAACUCAAAUGGGCAUUACUCGCUCUAGCAGGAGCGUUAGUCGUAGGUGUCGUUCUGAAGAAAUAUCUGGGAAGCAAGUAAACCUAUUCUCAUCUAUAUCGGGUCCAAUUAUUUAAAAAGCUGGCUUUUAGCUAAGUGUAGUGAUUAGUGUUACCAGAAUAAAAAAAACUUGUUGCAAUUUUAUAUAUUAAUUUUACAAUGGGCUGUGUCAAAUAUUUUUGUUUAUGAUUAAUUAAAGGCUCAAAGCAUUUGUACAUUUUUGUAUUUUUUUGUGUUUGUAAAGUCUAAACAUUUACUAAAUGCAUCGUUUAUACAUUGCUGUAUAACCUAUUACUGAAUGAUUUAUAUUAUUAUGUGAUAAUAAAAAUUAAAAUCGA
This is a messenger RNA of Vanessa atalanta (red admiral), 812 nucleotides long. RefSeq names its product cytochrome b5-like. The transcript is spliced from 4 exons. The record is from RefSeq and is a predicted model, not a curated record. Bases 166 to 516 code for a protein of 116 amino acids. Gene Ontology annotation, molecular function: heme binding. Gene Ontology annotation, cellular component: membrane; intracellular membrane-bounded organelle. NCBI's taxonomy places the organism in Eukaryota, Metazoa, Arthropoda, Insecta, Lepidoptera, Nymphalidae.